This is a messenger RNA of Pseudophryne corroboree (corroboree frog), 2616 nucleotides long. It is a transcript of the gene EWSR1, whose product is annotated as EWS RNA binding protein 1. The record is from RefSeq and is a predicted model, not a curated record. Gene Ontology annotation, cellular component: nucleus. Gene Ontology annotation, molecular function: transcription coregulator activity; RNA binding. Gene Ontology annotation, biological process: regulation of DNA-templated transcription. The transcript is spliced from 17 exons. Bases 61 to 2076 code for a protein of 671 amino acids. Lineage: Eukaryota; Metazoa; Chordata; Amphibia; Anura; Myobatrachidae.
AAAGCGCAUGCGCGCCGCACACUCCCCCACACAGACGCUGGAGCGGUGAGAGGACACAAAAUGGCUUCCACCGAUUACAGCACCUAUAGCCAAGCGGGAGCUCAGCAGAGCUAUAGUGCUUAUACUGCCCAGCCAACGCAAGGAUAUACACAGGCUGCUCAGGCAAGCUACGGACAGAGUUAUGGCACUUACGGACAGCCUAGUGAUUCCAGUUACACACAGGCACAAACCACUGCCACAUAUGGCCAAUCUGCAUAUGCUGCUACCUAUGGACAGCCUCCUGCUGCUGGUUAUACUGCUCCAGCAGCACCUCAGGCCUAUAGCCAGCCCAUACAAGGCUAUGGAACAGCAGGUUAUGAUAGUAGUAUUGCUGCAACCACCACCGCAACCCAAGCUUCAUAUGCAACGCCAUCUGCUUAUGGAGCCCAGCCUGCAUACCCUACCUAUGGACAGCAGCCUGCUACCACAGCUCCAGCAAGACCUCAAGAUGGAAGCAAACCAGCGGACACCAGCCAGCCUCCGCCAAGUACAGCCACCUAUGCCCAGCCCAGCCUGGGUUACAGUCAAAGCAGCUAUAGCUAUCCCCAGGUCCCAGCCAGCUACUCGGUGCAGCAGGUGAAUGCCCCUCCAUCUUACCCACCAUCAAGCUAUUCAACCUCCCAGCCAUCCAGUUAUGAUCAGAGCUCCUAUUCUCAGCCUAGCUCCUACACUCAGCAGAACACCUAUGGCCAACAGAGCUCCUACUCCCAGCAGAGCAGCUACAGCCAGCCAAGUAGCUAUGGGCAGCAGAGUGGCUAUGGCCAGCAAAGCAGCUACCAACAGCAGCAGCAACAACAGCAGCAACAGCAACCUCCUCCCACAAGCUACCCACCUCCAUCUUCAUCCUAUGGCAGUCAGCCCCCGAGCCAGUAUGGCCAACAAAGCAGUGGCUAUGGUCAGCAAAACAGCUAUCGUCAGGACCACUCAAGCAGCAAAGGCUCAUAUGGUCAGGAGCCCCACCAAGGUUACUCUGGCUCUGGAGGCCGCAGCUCUGAAGGCUCUGACUCCCGCAGCAGGGGCCGGGGCAUGUUUGACAGAGGUGGCAUGAGCCGUGGUGGUAGGGGAGGACGUGGAGGCAUGGGCAGCGGUGGAGAGCGAGCUGGCUUCAGUAAGCCUGGUGGACUUCUGGAUGACGGCCCCGAUUUGGAUUUUGUCCCGCCUGUGGAACCUGAAGAGGAACCGGAAAACAACACUAUUUAUAUGCAGGGUCUCAUUGAUAAUGUGACUGUUGAUGAGGUGGUCGACUUCUUCAAACACUGUGGUGAGGUCAAGAUCAACAAAAGAACUGGACUGCCUUUAGUAAAUCUAUUCACAGACAAGGAGACUGGUAAACCAAAGGGUGAUGGGACAGUUUCUUUUGAGGACCCACCUUCUGCCAAGACUGCUGUAGAGCUCUGUGAUGGGAAAGAAUUUCAGGGGAACAAAUUGAAGGUGUCUUUGGCCCGUAAGAAGUCUUUGCUGGGAAGCAUGAGAGGUGGGCUCCUGCCACGUGAGGGUCGCGGACAGCCACCUCUCCUUAGAGGAGGUCCCAUGGGACGAAUGGGUGGCAGAGGAGGGGAGCGUGGUGGAUUUAUGCCAAGAGGGCCCAGAGGACCACGUGGGAGCCCAGUUGGUGGUCCAAAUGUACAGCAUAGAGCAGGAGACUGGCAGUGUCCAAAUCCGGGUUGUGGAAACCAGAACUUUGCUUGGAGAACAGAGUGCAACCAGUGUAAGGCUCCAAAGCCAGAGGGCUUCAUUCCUCCUCCAUUCCCUCCCCCAGGUAACGAACGAGGCAGAGGAGGUCCAGGUAUGAGAGGCAGAGGAUUGAUGGACCGUGGUGGUCCUGGUAUGUUUAGAGGAGGCCGUGGUGGUGACAGAGGUGGUUUCAGAGGCCGCGGUAUGGACAGAGGAUUUGGUGGAGGAAGGAGAGGUGGGCCCCCUGGCCCUCCAGGACCUCUCUUGGAACCAAUGGGAGGAAGGGGAGGUGGCAGACGUGGUGGUCCUGGCAAAAUGGAAAAGGGUGAGCAUCGCCAGGAGCGCCGGGAGAGACCUUACUAGGAGUUGGAAGCCUUCCUUUACUACCAGAUUUAUUUUUUAAGCCAGAAAUGUUUUAAAUUUAUAAUUCCAUAUUUAUAAUGCUAGCAUGGAGUCCCCUCCAUCGUUACAUUAUGAUUAUCCUUUGUCUGUACCUUUAGUAUUCACAUUUUGUGGAGAUAUUAAAAUGGAAGUUUAACGGUAGUACCAAUGUUUGUUUUUUAUUUUUCCAGAGAGAACCCACAUUUGCAGUUUCUUUAUCUGUAAAAUAAUUUCAAAGUUUUACAGAAGUGGUUUUGUCAGCAUGUAGAAUUGUGAUGAAACAUUGUUGGAGGGCGUAACCAUAAGAUCUCUUGUAACUAUACUCUUUCUCAGCUUGUUCAAAGUGUUUGGCCCUUUUUGUGGGUCACAUCAGGCUUAUCCCAUUAACGAGUUUGACAUCCAGGAGUCCGGUUUUAUUGAGUGUUUAUUGCAAGAAGAUUUGGGGGAGGGAAGUCAUGAAUGUUUUAUAAUGCUUGUACCACUUUGACUCCCACAUUACAAUAAUAAAACUCUGUAAAACAA